UUGUUUCUCCCUUACACACUCACAGAAAGCCACGAAGAAAACUGACAAACCCAGGCCAGAGGAGAAGGAUGACCUAGAUAUAACAGAGAUGAGUAAUGAAGAUCUUCAAGAGCAACUUAUGAAGUAUGGACUGAAUCCUGGCCCGAUUGUAGCUACUACUAGGAAACUUUAUGAGAAAAAACUGUUGAAACUGAUGGAGCCAGGUCCAGAACUGAAGGCACCUGUGCCUCUCCCAGCGAUUUCCUCAACUGCUGAGAACACCAGACAGAAUGGAAAUAAUGAUUCUGACCAGUACAGUGACAAUGAAGAAGAUCUGAAGUCUGAGAUGAGGCUUGAGAAGAGAGAACCAUUGAAAGCCAGGACAAAGACUCCAGUAGCACUCAAACAAAGAAGAGUUGUUGAACACAACCAGACCUAUUCUCAAGAUGGAGUUACUGAGACUGUCUGGACAAGUGGAUCUUCAAAAAGUGGACCUCUGCAGGCAUUUUCUAGGGAGUCUACAAGAGUGUCAAGAAGAACACCAAGGAAAAGGGUGGAAGCUACAGCGCAGUUGCCUGUAGAUGAUGCUGUAAUAACAGAGAGUACUCCUAUAGCUGAAACUAUAUUGACUGCAAGCAACGAGACCCUAGUUGUCAAUAGGGUGACUGGAAAUUUCAAGCAUGCAGCUCCUACACUGUCAAUCAGUGAACUCUCAGACAUGCCCAGAACACCACCAAAGAAACCACUGAUGACAGCUAAACAAGAAGAGACAGAUUACCUACAUAAAUGCCUUUUUAAUCAUGUUGGCCACAACCAGUCCUGUGAUCUGCUCAACACAGCCAUGAUAGAGGAAACUGAGGAGAACACCGAAUGCUUUAAGACACCAAAAGUGUCCAGACAGCUGCCACUAACAAAGGUGCUGGAGAGAACUCAUACAGAAGAACGAAGAGUAGAAAGGGAUAUUCUUAAGGAAAUGUUCCCUUAUGAAGUAUCAACGCCUACAGGAAUUAGUGCUAGCUGCCGUAGACCAAUCAAAGGAGCUGCUAGCCGGCCUAUAGAGCACAGUGACUUCAGAAUGGAUGAAAGUUUCUCUAAGUAUGCUCCAAAAUAUGGUACCUCAACUGACAUGAAGUCAGAGAAACCACCAACAAAAAAAGAACGCUCCAUUCCCCUGUGGAUAAAAAUUCUUCUCUUUGUUGUCGUUGUGGUCUUCUUGUUUUUGGUUUAUCAGUCUAUGGAAACUAAUCAAGGAAAUCCUUUCUCUAAGUACAUGAGUAUGGUCACUCAGGCCAGUGCCAAAUGAGUAUCUUUCUGAAAGGCACACCUGAUUUGAUCUCCUGUUUUUAAUUGUAGAGAACUCUUCUGCCCUCUCAUCGGCUCAAGGACUUCUUACAAAUAAUGUGAUUGGAACCUGAUAAAUUGGAUAAAUGAAGCAAGAUAAUAUUAAAUGGACAUCAGUACCUUUCUGGACUCUGGACUAGUAGGAGAUCACUUUGCCAUAAGAGUAACAUUUUUUUAGAUCUUCGAACUUUUUGUAGGCUUUAUUUUUUUAAUGUGGACAUCUUUAAAUUCAUUUUUGAGAAACUGUACAUUUGUUUUUGCAAGAACU
Egretta garzetta (little egret) is the source of this 1588-nucleotide messenger RNA. It is a transcript of the gene TMPO, whose product is annotated as thymopoietin. NCBI's taxonomy places the organism in Eukaryota, Metazoa, Chordata, Aves, Pelecaniformes, Ardeidae. The record is from RefSeq and is a predicted model, not a curated record. The transcript is spliced from 10 exons. Bases 89 to 1282 code for a protein of 397 amino acids.